AUAAAUGUCGCGGUUGAACACUCAAGCAUUCACUGCACGCCAUUUGUGGUGAUUCAAGUCACGCAGCACCGCUUUAAAACUACAUGUUCCAAUAUCAGACUCAUUUAUUUUACCUGCAGCGAUUCAUAGUCAACCACUAAUUCAUCAUUAAGCGAUCAUCAACGGUUAAAGACGUUAAAGACACUUAUAGCCCUAAAACGGUUAACACCACUCAGACGCUGGAGCUUACCAUCUUAUAUAAAGAAGUCAGUUACAGACGAAAUCGUCUCGACUUGAAGUAGAUAUUCAUCCCUCAUUUAAGAGCCCACUCAGCCAACUGUCUGACCGGUACAGAAGGAAGUGAGCAUCUACAGAUAUCGAAAUCGAAAGUGGCUAUUUUUACUGAGUUGUUAAACUGUGAAUUGCUUGUCACCUCUAGGUGUUAACAACAAAAACAGUUUUGAUUACAGCUCAGCUCGAAGGAUCGCCAGCUUUUUGACGAAGAACUCAGUAACGUUACGGCUUUCCAGUGAUUUCGCAGAGCGAUAAUAACAACAGAUUAUGUGAAGACAGAGGAAUGAACUUCUUAAUAGGACGAGUGUAAAUCCAAUUAGCUUACGACAUACCCUUAACAAAACGACGGUUGGUAAGGAGACUUCAGCAAAUCAAUGGUUUGUUCUAAAGAAGAUAGCUGGAACCAAACAAAAAUGGAGUGUGGGGAUAAGAACAGUAAAGCCAAUAGAUCAAUCGAUAUACUGACACCGGAAGGGAAGACCCUAACGCUAAGUUUGGGAGAAAACACGGAUAUACGGAAAAUCAAGAAUGAGUGUGAGCUCCUGUGCGGUGUACCAUCUGACUUGCAGCUUAUACAACUUCAAGGCAGAGACCUUAGUAACGACAGCACUUUAUCUAGCCUUGAUAUAUCGGAUGGCUGCACUUUGAGAGUAACAGUACCACAAUGGUGGCAAAAAUUUGUUAGCACGUGUUACAAAGGCGAUACACAACAAGUAAAAAAGCGAAUCUACGUGAAGAUGAGCCAGGUUUCGCGGGAAGAACGCAGUUUUACAGCAGCUUUUAUCGCGGCCACACAAGGAAAUCACAAUCUUAUGUUUGCGGCGUUCGUGGGAAGAAAGAUUAACCUCCACAGCAAAACUAAACUGAGCGGUAGAAAUUUGCUUCACGCUGCAGUUUCUGGAGGAAGUACGAGUUGCGUUGCAAAUGUUUUAAUGAACGGAGGAAACGCUCUGUUGGAAGCGGCUGACAAUACAGGAGAGACUCCGGUAAAAAUGGCCCAAAAACUGUACGGCGAAGAAGGGAGCAUGGUUAAAUUUUUGAACGUCUAUCUUGAGUUACAUCGUCGCGAAGCUAACAAUUCCGCCUUCGCCAACCGUUACUGGGACAACCUUGAGGAAAACAUCGAGUUUACUCGUACCGAUAAAGAAGAAAGUAGUGACCAUGUAGACCUUUCGAAAUCACGUGAAAAUUUAAUUACCAACCUUCAAGAACUCAACAUACACCAUGAUGAAGCUGCAAGGAAGUAUUACAGUGAAAAUGAAUUUUUGGUCAACAACUCUAAUCAAGAACAUUCUUCAGUUGGCAGAGUAAACAGUGAGAACAAUGACGCCAAUGCAGGUGAAAAGUUGUUGGUUGUCACUUCUGGUGAGGCUGAGGGAAUGCAAGAAGACAUCGGCGAUAAUCCUAUUGGGUUAAGCUUCAGUGGACAGGGUUCUGGGAUGAAUACUGAUACCGGGUACUACAGCAGUUGCAACCAGAGCGUCAGAAAAGAUGUCACCAAGUUGUUAUUGAAUGAAGAUUUAUUUGUACAAUCAAAUGCGGCCACAACGCAGUCAGAACGUACUAAACAACAGCUAAAUUUAGGAGAGCAAACAGAAACUCAUGCAAUUGCAAAUGAUAGUAACAAUCAGUCAAUAUCGCUGGUUGACACUUCCGGUGAUCGCGAUUCGGACACCAACCGCUGGUCCAAGCCUUGCAGGCGAGCGCAGCAACGAAAACUAGUUUUUCUUGAACAAAGAAGAAAGCGGUCUACCACAGAAAGGCCAAAUUUAGAUGAACUUGCGAAAUUGCGCUCAGAUAGCAUUGCGAAAGAAGCACAAGAAAGUGAACAGACAGAAUCACGUGAUGACGAGAAACAAAUUACAGAGUCGCGUGAGAAAGAAAGUGACACCAGCACGUGUGGUGCCGUUAUAAGUAUGCGGCAAGGUGAAGAGACUAGGUCAGCGGUUUCGUCGUCCAUUCACGAUCAAUCCGACGCCAGUCAUUCCCCUAAACCACUAAGAAGAGCUCAACUUCGAAAAAUGUCGAUAAUUGAGCAAAGAAGGAAACGGUCCAAGGUGGAAAGGCCCAACAUCGCAGAACUUGAAACUGCUACGCAGAACAAUGAGGGAUGUGGUAAUAAGGAAGAAAAUUAUGACAACAAUCCAAAUAGAACUCCUGAAGGAAAACGUUCAGACAGUAGUGGUAAUAAUCUUGAGAAUAAUUCAGUAGAGGACAUGUCAAGUGGAAUGCAAGAGCCAAGCGUAACUGGGUGCGAUACUAGAGUUAAUUUUGAAAAGAAUGAGGAAGAUCACCGUAGCGUUAAUUUCCAAAAGCUCACUGAGGGACCCAAACAGUCGGCGGAACUAUUUGAAGAUGAAUCUCCUGCUGCAAAAUACGUGCUAAAGAUUUGGCAGGAACAAGCACAUGAAGCGGAUAAGGCUGGUUUGUCGGGCGAAGAAUCGGACACUGGACGCUCUCCCAAAUUGUUGCGGAGGGCGUUUCGAAGGAAGCAGGCUUAUAUGGAACAAAGAAGAAGGAAGUCUGCAACAGAGAGACCGAACCUCAUUAAAUUGAUGAGCAGAAAUAUAGACGACGAUGAAGAUGAAACCAAAGAUGUCACUGACAUGGAAAGUGAAGAAAAUGGAGAGAAUAAACCCUCUGGGGCUGAAAACAAUUUUUAUGCUUUGUUAAUGAACCAAGGAGAUAUCACUUCAGACAUUCCAGUGGAUUAUAGCGGGGAGAGGUUUUCAAUGAAAGAACAGUCCUCGGUAGAUGAUAGCAUAAAAGGACCAUCUUCACAGGUGCCAAGAACUAGUGACAGAAUACCAAUAAGGACAGCACAAAGAUGCUCCAACAAUGGCCCCCUGCUGGAGGGUCGUGCAAGGAAAAGCAUUUCUUCGGUAAGUGGAGAGGAAUCAUCAGGCAGCGACCAAGAAAAAGUGGUCAAAGAGACAGUCGCUCCUAUCGACAACUUAACAAAGACGGGAAGACGAAGGCGUUUGCCUUUGCCACCAGAGAAAAGGAUUAAACUGCCUGUCAUCAAGAUAGAAGCCAGUGAAACUUCUCAAGUGAAUGUCAGCAUGAAAGCUCCUCAUCCGCCACUUGGUAGAUCACGUUCAGGAUCUAUGUGCAGCGAGGACUCUGUGUCAUCAGUGCCGGAGUUACCUUCAGAGAGAAGGUAAGAGCUGGGUGUAAAAUAUCCUCUGUCUAUCUCAGUCAAGCAACGGUUCCAGGGAUGUUCAGAAUAGCCUGUAGGGAAGCUCUUCAUUUGAGCGAUAUCGUGAGAAGUCACGCGCUAGCUCGUUGCCCGACAACUUUUUGGCAACUUCUCGUAUUUCGAUCACCUUUUUGCAUUCUGGUCAAUUUCUCUAGUUUCCUACCAAUUCUGAGAUAUUUCUUUUGGCCUUGUUUCCAUAUUUCACAAUGUUUUAGUGGACAAUUUAUGAACUUCCUGUGAAAAAGGAGCCAGAUCCUCCCCCACCCACUGUGGCCGAUCAUGGGCGCAAAUGCAUGCAGCCGGGCUUCUAGGUCAGCAGUUUUUGUAAAGAAAAUCCAAAAUGGCGGACGAAGAUUUACACUCGACUGACUCGAGUGUCUCAGUGAAGAUCAUUCAACAAUUUUAUUGGCUCAUACUAGAAUUUUUACAAGAUUGAUAUCAAUAUUCAUGUGUAGUCUUCAGUCAUCCAUUUUUUGGUUUUAACUGAGGACAAAGUUAUUCAGAUACGCUGGUUGGGCCGCAAAUUUGCACAAAAAUCCUCAGUAGAAAUCUUACUUUUUUUGUACAAUUUGCAUAUUUUGCAUCAGAUCAGAAUUUUCGGCAACUUCCAGUAGCGAAUAGAACACUGCAUUUUCCAAACUUUCCGACAAAAAGGACCACUUCGCGUGAUAUACCCAAAUUUUCAAAAAUUUCUUCCCGGAACUUUUCUUUCCAUUUAACUUUGCUCCCAGAAUUUUCAGAACUCUCGGUUGAAUAAUUCGCAUCUCAGAAAUUCAACGGUUCUCGCACUUUCUGGAAAUUUUCCCGGUAAAUUUCCGUACCAUUUGCCACCGUUUUCAAAUUUUCAGAAGUUUAGGUGUAAUAUAAAUGCGAUUAAUUCUUCUAUAUAUAAGAUCAAAAUAAACAUCUUUUUAUCUGAAAUGUUGUGUAUUGUCGUUCUCGCAGCUGCAAACGACGAAUUAUAGCGAUUUGACUGAAGGGGGAAAUGGGGUGAUGUUGAAGUCGAUAAGCUUGAGAGAACGAAUCACGACAUUUGCAAACAGAGGAUUUCUGCUAAUAAACAUGGGGCGAAACGUCUCAAGCGGUAAUAAUUGGCAAAGAAAUAUCUUCGAAGGUAUGUAACAACUUUAGAAGUUGAAAAAGUACACAACUGAUUGGAAUACCAUUUUCUUUUUUCUUCUUUUUCAUAGUGAAGUUGAAAUUGCUUGUACCGUUAACUCCACAAGUUUACCAGUGAAACAGAGGAGAAAAAGUGUUCCAGACAGCCCCUUCAACUUUAACCAGAACCAGCCAAUUUUCAGGACGAGAAAAGGCUCUGUACAGGUGGAGGAGAUUGAAGAACAAGGGUAAUGAUCAAUAUAAUCGUUAUAGCGCCUUUCAGUCUUUAAAGUAAACGCUUUUGGGUGCCACUUCAGACACCAUGUGACAAGAACAGCAAAUUCAUUCAGAAGUCGUACAAUCGGACAACCUUUCCUUUCGUUUGUUUGGCAGCCGGGUAAAGAGGGACCUUACGAUCCGAUAACUUUAGUUGAGAAUGGAUUUUAGGUUGGAGCUGAACAGCCGGGACGGCGUCCAAAUUCAGACAAAGAUAGUAAAAUUUAUCUCCUUACCAUUCCCUUUUACGAGUAAAAGACGGCCAGAUUUAACGCCUCAAUAGUAAGGGACGGUUAGGAAAUUUACAAUAAAGUGUGAUGUAUGAUGUACGCGGAGUUGUUGUUUUGCUCACUAAGGGUACGUUCACAUGACAACAGACGAAUUUUCGACCGCCUGAAAAAAUCAUUUAUUGUCAUUACAAUGAUAAAAACUUUACAAUAUUAAAAGAGAUAUCCUAAAUAAAAUACAGUCUCCUAAAAAAAAAACUAAUAAAAAUACUGUCUACUAAAACUACUCUAAAAAUCAUACUAAAACUAAUUAACCGGACUCCUCGUACAGAGACCGUUCAAUAUUUUAGCACUGUUCACACGGAGCUUUGAACGGCGGCUAAGAGUCUAAAUUUUCGUACUUUAAGGGUGAUUUCGUGAGAACGAAACACCUAAACGUACGAAUUUCCAAUCGGUCGAAAAUUCACACCAUUCCGGAUAGCUUUUGCGUUGGCAUGAAAACCAGAUAGGGAUUCUGUUCACACAGAAAAAACGGUGAUUUUGGCGCCAUUUCAAUGAACGUAGCGAAACUUCGCCGCGUCGAUCUCUGAAAUGGAGAGUCACCAAAAGCUAUCCGGUAUGCAGUGUAACCAAUAGCCUAGACCUAUUUCUUUUUUUCAACGUUUCCGUUGCUGUCGCCGUCGUAUAUUCGUAAGGUCCAUAAUAGCCUUUUGCAGCGUCUCUUACCUGCGCUUAAUUAUCAUUUGCUGACCAUGACUUGGUUGCUUCAACAUUUACAGGUUUGGUGUCAGUCCACAGCUUCGCGCAAGAUUAGAGCUUCGCGAUAAGCCACGUGAAAGCCUACCAUGGAAUGAGUGGAAAACAAAGGCGCGUUCAGGUUCACUUCCUGGCAAAAGCAGCGAGAAUACGAAACACGAACUAUACGAGCAAAAUGUCCGCCUUUUCGCGUGGAGCGAAAAUAAACGACCGCAGACCGCUAAACAUGGUAAUUCCCGGAUGUCUUUUACCGAGUGGCUUGACAGAAAGGAGGCCUCGGCCGAGAGAAUGAGGCCCGUGACUGCUGCCGUACGGAGGCAGCAAGAUCACAAAAGAGAUUUUGAACAUGAGAGACAGUGGCAGAAGUCAAAAAAACAUGAAGAAUGGCUGCUGAAAAAGGAUUUAGAGGCCUUGGAACAGGAAGAAAUGUUGAGAAGAAAAGCGAAGGUAAAGUUUCAAAAGGCGCAUAAAAAUAUAAAUAAGAGAGUUUAAGGAGAUCUAGAAAAGAUAUCCCAUUUUAAGGGCUUUUUUGCUUUUUUCUGGUGGACAGCAUUCAAACUCUACUUUUGCGUAGACGCACAUUUUCCCGAGGAUUUUAAUUUCCAUUUAAACUCAUCCAUCAUAUGUUUAUUCCUCUAACGUGCUGUCAAAACGAGAACACAAAACUCAAUGACUUCGGGUCAGUGUUAUAUUAGGUCCAGUAACAGGUUUGCUCCAGCCCCCAGUUGCUCAUAGGUGGAUAAAUCUCUAUCCAGUGGAUAGCGCAAUUAGUUUCCCCAAUACUUAUCCACUGGAUAGUGAUUUAUCCGGUGGAUAGCGCUAUCCAACGUUUGAACAACCACAGGGCAGCCACACAAUCUAUUCGUGUAGCCGAUUGUUA
Molecule: messenger RNA, 6709 nt
Organism: Porites lobata
Lineage: Eukaryota; Metazoa; Cnidaria; Anthozoa; Scleractinia; Poritidae
Source: the annotation of a GenBank genome assembly